Penicillium longicatenatum is the source of this 1023-nucleotide messenger RNA. RefSeq names its product WD40 repeat domain-containing protein. Bases 1 to 1023 code for a protein of 340 amino acids. Gene Ontology annotation, cellular component: catalytic step 2 spliceosome. The transcript has 4 exons. The record is from RefSeq and is a predicted model, not a curated record. Gene Ontology annotation, biological process: mRNA splicing, via spliceosome. NCBI's taxonomy places the organism in Eukaryota, Fungi, Ascomycota, Eurotiomycetes, Eurotiales, Aspergillaceae. Gene Ontology annotation, molecular function: protein binding.
AUGCCCGCUAGGAAAUUCCCAUCUCGACAUCUGCAUACCUUGAAAACACACAAUGCCCCCGUCAACGCGGUGACCUUCUCCAGCUACCCUGGCACAUACAUUCUCACAGGCUCCUCCGACCGCGCUAUCCACUUGUCGCGUGCUGUCCCGAAUAAUGCUGAAAGUUCCACGCAGCCAGUGGAAACCAUAUCCCCGAUUCAGCGUUACGAGGCACAUGGCUACUCCGUCCUCGACGUGGCUGUUGCUGCAGACAAUGCGCGAUUCGCCAGCGUAGGAGGGGACCGUCAGGUCUUCCUGUGGGAUGUCGAACAAGGGAGUACAACCAGACGGUGGACUGGGCAUAAUAGUCGAGUUGAGGCGGUGCAAUUCGCGGGCGAGGGUGAUUCGGUGGUUGUCACUGGUAGUGCAGACACUACGGUAAAUCUCUGGGACACCCGUUCCAAAGACUACAAGCCGAUCCAGUCCCUAACCGAAGCAAGCGACACUGUUUCAUGCCUACACGUUCAUAUGCCGUCAUAUUCUAUUGCCAGCGGUAGCUACGACGGCCAUGUGCGAGUAUACGAUGUCCGUAUGGGUAGAACAACCGAUGAUGUUCUCGCGCACCCAGUAACGAGUAUUCGGUGCUCGGCAGAUGGGAAUGUACUUCUUGCUUCUACUCUGGACAGUUACAUCCGGAUGCUGGAUCGCUCGAAUGGAAACCUUCUUGCAGCUUUUGGUGGCCCAGAAAAAGAGCAAGACUCUUUUUCUCAUUCUACUAAGCCUCGUCAUACUUACCGCAACGCUGAAUUGCGAGUCCGCUCUGUUUUUGCGCAGGGCGAUGGAGUGGUUCUCAGUGGCAGUGAAGCUCCAAAGAAUGAAACUGGCCUCGGUGCCGCGGUCUUUGCCUGGGAUAUACUCAGUGGAGAGGCCGUUGCAACAAUACCAAUGGACGAAAAAGUCAAGGUAGUGAGUUGUGUGGCCUGGAAUCCAAGUGGCCAUUGGGCCGGGGGAUGCUCAGACGGUACUGUUCGCGUCUUUGGGUAG